AUGACGAGCCGACAAGGAGAAAAACCGCUGAUCAAGUUCAUAACCUCCCCGGGGUCACCUGGGACAUCGAUUUUCGUCAUUUUUUCCGGCUACUUGAAAGGGAUCACCCACUCAUUUCUAUCACUAUUGGUUCUUGGAGUCAUCACAACCAACGAAUACCCCGGUUGUCUUGUGGCUUGGCGGAGGACCGGGAAGCUCGGGAAUCCAAGGGCAAUUCUACGAGAAUGGCCCAUUCCGAGUGAAUCAGAGAAGGGGCACACAAUGUUUGAAAAUAUCUUCUCUUGGAAUAAGUUCGCCAACAUGUUAUACCUGGAAUCACCACGUGGCGUUGGAUGGUCCUAUCAAUCGAAUGAUGAUCUCGAUUACAGUUACACGAAUAAUGGAACAGCAUCCGACAACUUGAAUGCGGUCAUCGACUUCUUCGAGAACAUUUUCCCCGAAUACAAACAAAAUGGUUUCUACAUUUCGGGUGAAAGCUACGCCGGUGUGUACAUUCCGAUGUUGGCCGAUGCGCUGAUUCAAGCGAUUCAAUCGGGAAGAACUGAUAUCAAUUUCAAGGGAAUCGCUGUCCAAUCCGGCUUCGUGAGUCAAGUCUACAACCUCAACGUGGCCGUUCAUCAGCUCUACCUUUACGGAUUACAAGGAAAAUAUGAAUACGACAAUUUCAUCAGUCGCUGUUGUCAAGGAGUCAAAGAUCCGACCACUUACGGCGCUGAUCCUUGGUGUGCAAAUGAGACGAUUCGUCAAACAAAGCAAACGUGGAACCCGUCAAGUGCCGUGAUUGACAUGUACAGUUUGUAUCUGGAUUGCGGGUUGAGCCCUUGGACCGACAAAGUGCCGCCUGUUCGAGCCGACGGAUUUGUGGAUAAUGCGCAAAUGAUCAACCUUUACUCGACCGAUCAUCUCAACGGUUUCCCGUGUUGGGGCGGAUCGGCCGCAACUGUUUUCAUGAAUCAACCGGGCAUUCGCGAAGCCAUGCAUAUUCCGGAUGAAGUUGGAAAAGAGUGGAAACAUUUCAACGGCACCGUCGGCGAUCUCUAUGACCAAAGUUGGCCAUUGGAGCUGGACGCUUUCAUCGUUCGAAUCGUCAAUUCUUACUAUUAUAAGCAAAACAAUAUGAGUCUUUUAUUUUACAAUGGAGAUACGGAUACGGUCUGCAGCCAUUGGCAAACACAUUGGUGGUUGAAUCGAGUGGCGAAAACGUUGGGAAUUAAAAAAUUAGCUCCUCGAGACUAUUGGUGGUACCAGAAAAGCGCCGAGUUUCAACCGGUGAUGGCUGGAGCGAUUGAGCGAUUCGAGAAACAAAUCGAUUUCUUGACGAUCAAGGGAGCUGGCCAUCUGGGAGCCGCUGAUCGGCCGGGCCCCGUCGCGCAAGUGCUCUACAAUUUUGUGAACCGGAAACCAUACAAUGCUUCCUAUCCAAAGGAUAUCAAAAAGAAACCGCUGAAACAAUCAUUUCAAUCACUACAGAAUUCGACCAAGCAAGAAGAGAGUGUGAAAGCUCCUCCAAACAACACCGACGAUUUGACGAGCCGAGCGAAAAGCGAUCUGAUCACCUCGAUUCCCGGCCUCACCUUUGACAUCAAUUUCCAUUUUGGCGGUUAUCUCCAUCCGGAGAACAUCAAAGCGCAUCAUUUGUUUUACUGGUUCAUGGAAUCGCAAAACGAUCAAAAAAUGAUCCUGUUGUGCUAUGGCAGUGUCCUCUUCAUGGAGGCGCCAGUUGAGUCGGAUUCUCGUAUUUCGAGGAAUCCGCUUGGAAUAAUACCGAUGAGACGCUUGAGCCGAUGGAGGAGAAGAACGGCACAGCAAUACAAAGAUUCGCCUGAGCAUACCCUCAUCGCUUUUGAUGCACCCACGAAACCGAGAAAGCACUUUGUUUAUCGACAGAACACGGAUCGUAUGAGUUUCGAUCUCAACGGGAUCCAUUCAAUGGCUACACUUGUUAUAAUGAUGACGCUC
This is a messenger RNA of Mesorhabditis belari, 1959 nucleotides long. The record is from the annotation of a GenBank genome assembly. Lineage: Eukaryota; Metazoa; Nematoda; Chromadorea; Rhabditida; Rhabditidae.